This is a messenger RNA of Malassezia restricta, 1656 nucleotides long. RefSeq names its product RasGEF. Gene Ontology annotation, molecular function: guanyl-nucleotide exchange factor activity. The record is from RefSeq and is a predicted model, not a curated record. The transcript has a single exon. Gene Ontology annotation, cellular component: plasma membrane. Gene Ontology annotation, biological process: Ras protein signal transduction; positive regulation of GTPase activity. The coding region runs from base 1 to 1656 and encodes 551 amino acids. NCBI's taxonomy places the organism in Eukaryota, Fungi, Basidiomycota, Malasseziomycetes, Malasseziales, Malasseziaceae.
AUGAAACAUAUUCAACGCCGUGGAUUAUCGCGAUCUAGAAGCUCUUCCUCCUCAUCUUUUUCAUCCUCCUCGUCUUCAACAACGUCGGAUACAUGGCGAGAUGAUGGAUUAGAUGAAUUACUGUACAAGUCUCUCUGGAACAAAUCGGUCAUGUCUGAUGUGCGUGACCAGGAUUUAAAUGAUCUACUUUCACAGAACCCUGUGUUCUACACAACAAAACAAGAAAAUGAUGUGGAAACUUGCAUGAAAAUGCUCAUUCAUGACGAACGGUGCCCUGUAGCAGGUGCCAAUGUGUGUGGUCUCAUCUCUACCUUGUGUCACACGGAGAACGGACCAGCUUCUCUUUUUACGCAGAUCUUUCUCAGGAACUUCCGAACGUUUUGCUCUCCAAGAAAUUGUCUAAGGAGUAUUAUACAAAAAUACGAAAUGGCAGAAGACAAUGCCCACCGAGAACGUAUCCUUAGCAUACUUGUCGUAUGGGUUCGUGAUUAUUGGGAUACGGUACAGGACUCUCCCAUUUUAAAUGACUUCCUAGAUUUUUCACGCCGGACAUCUCUCACUUAUCAAUCAAAGAGUGUCCAAGAGCUCGAAUUCACAAGCAACUGGCUUCUUCGCUCAAGACAUUUGCCAACAUCACCACAAGUUUACGACAUCACGCAACACACGUUACGAACCCAAGGAUCAAGUGUGCCACCUCUUUCCAUUGUCUCUCGUUCAUUGUUAAAUGCACUAAAAAACUCUUCUUCUAUAUGGGAGGUACCUAUUUUAGAGUUUGAUCCAUUGGAACUUGCGCGUCAAAUCACUUUGUGUGAAAACACUCUGUUUUGUGCGAUUGAUCCUUUUGAGCCCAUGUAUCCCGUCGAAACAGACGUACCGGGCUCUUUGUGUCCACAAUAUAUUCGCAAAAUGACGAAGAUGUCCACACAGCUGACGAGCUGGAUCAGUCAGUGCAUUUUGCGUGAAACCAAUUUGAAACAACGCACAUUAGUCCUCCGUUUCUUCAUCUUAUUCGCUGAAGCGAGCUACAAGCUACAAAACUUCAAUCUGUUAAUGGAAAUCUUAGGUGCGCUUGGCUCAAGCAACCUUCACCGUCUUAAGAAAACGUGGAAAGGAUUGCCUCCCCGCAAGAUUGCCAAGUUUGAGUUUUUGAGUCAGCUAAUGGAUCCUGCGCGCAAUUUUAGCGCCUACCGCACCUGCUUACACAACGCGCAAGGACCAACUCUACCGUUUCUUGGUCUGAUUCUGACAGAUAUAACAUUCGCAAAAGAAGGCAAUCCUGUUCAACGUGUGUUUCCUGGCCUUGAUUUUCCUCUAGUCAACCUCGCGCGAUUUUACCAGCUGAAACAAAUUUUACGCGACUUUCAAAAAUUUCAGAAACCCUAUUCAAUCUCACCUGUGCCAGAGAUCCAGACUUUUAUCCGAGGCAUCUAUGAAGAUGGACGGCAUCGCACACCAUCUGAAUACUUUGCCGAAAAUGAGCAGUUCUACUAUCGCAGUUUGGAGCUGGAGCCUCGUAUGGCGGCGCCUAUGAACGUGCCUGCUUCCCCUCGCUCCCCAGGCUCUCGCAUGUUUGUACGCACGCUGACUGCUUUACGAAACUCAUCCGAGACACUUUCUUUGUCUGCGAACAAUCGUUCUGAUUCGCGCAGUCGCUGA